This is a messenger RNA of Polypterus senegalus (gray bichir), 3690 nucleotides long. It is a transcript of the gene map2k7, whose product is annotated as mitogen-activated protein kinase kinase 7. Gene Ontology annotation, molecular function: ATP binding; protein kinase activity. The transcript is spliced from 12 exons. NCBI's taxonomy places the organism in Eukaryota, Metazoa, Chordata, Cladistia, Polypteriformes, Polypteridae. The record is from RefSeq and is a predicted model, not a curated record. Gene Ontology annotation, biological process: protein phosphorylation. Bases 17 to 1333 code for a protein of 438 amino acids.
UGGUCGUUGUUCCGACAUGUCGUCGCUCGAGCAGAGACUCUCCCGCAUCGAGGAGAAGUUGAAGCAGGAGAACAAGGAGGCGCGCCGGAGGAUCGAUCUCAGCAUCGACAUGAGUCCUCAGCGAUCCCGGCCGAGACCGAUUAUCGUCAUCCAGCUAAGCCCUGCUCCAGCCCCAUCCCAGCGCGCAGCUUUACAGCUCCCGCUGGCUAACGAUGGAGGCAGCAGGUCAUCCUCUUCGGAGAACUCGCCGCAACACCAUCCGCCAUCCGGUCGGCCGCGGCAGAUGUUGACGCUGCCCACUCCUCCAUAUGGCCUGCAGAAGAGCCUUGAGAAUGCGGAGAUUGACCAAAAACUCCAAGAGAUAAUGAAACAGACGGGCUACCUGAAAAUGGAUGGGCAGCGUUACCCAGCAGAAGUGAGUGACCUGCUGAAUGAAGGAGAAAUUGGCAGUGGGACGUGUGGACAGGUGUUUAAAGUCCGCUUCAAGAAAACUGGACAUGUAAUAGCCGUGAAGCAAAUGCGUCGUACCGGAAACAAGGAUGAGAAUAAGCGCAUCCUAAUGGAUCUGGAUGUAGUCUUGAAAAGCCAUGAUUGUCCCUAUAUCAUACAGUGUUAUGGAGCGAUUGUCACAAAUACGGAUGUAUUCAUAGCUAUGGAGUUGAUGGGGACGUGUGCCGAGAAGCUAAAGAAACGAAUCCAAGCCCCUAUUCCAGAGCGGAUUUUGGGGAAGAUGACAGUGGCGAUUGUAAAAGCCUUGUUGUACCUGAAAGAGAAGCAUGGUGUAAUCCACAGAGACGUUAAACCUUCCAAUAUCUUAAUUGAUGCCAAGGGCCAGAUUAAGCUUUGUGACUUUGGCAUCAGCGGGCGGCUUGUAGACUCCAAAGCCAAGACAAGAAGUGCUGGCUGUGCGGCCUACAUGGCGCCUGAAAGAAUAGACCCACCAGAUCCAACAAAACCAGAUUAUGACAUCCGCGCAGAUGUUUGGAGUCUAGGCAUAUCAUUGGUGGAACUGGCCACAGGACAAUUCCCCUACAAAAACUGCAAAACAGACUUUGAAGUGUUGACCAAAGUUCUCCAAGAAGACCCUCCCCUCCUCCCUACUAGCAUGGGCUUCUCACUUGACUUCCAGUCCUUCGUCAAAGACUGCCUGACAAAGGAUCACAGAAAGAGACCAAAAUAUCUCAAAUUACUUGAGCACAACUUCAUCAGGCGCUAUGAAGUUCUGGAAGUGGAUGUGGCUGGCUGGUUUCAGGACAUCAUGGAGAAGACAGAAUCACCACGCACCAGUCAGUGUUACAACCAGCACCAGCUGCUGUCAUUAUUCAGCAGGUAGCCUGGGGGCGCCAAAGAGCACCACCAGCCAGAACCGGGGCUGCUCAACACUCACACAGAGACAGAUUGGAGGCAAAUCAGUACAACAUUUAAAAACCGUUCUCAAUAAUUCAGUAUUUUCAUUUUCUUUCUUUUUUUUUUAGUUUAAUUAUUCACAAUAAGCUCCGAAUUGUGUUUCCCCCAGGUUUAUUUCAAAAGAACUGCUUGGAUUUUAUUAUGUUUACUUUUUUUUUAAUCAAAUGUGUCAAGUUAAGCUUUAUGGGUCUAAAAUAUUAAUAGGAUUUGGGGAGAUUUGGACCUUUUUUUUUCUGGGGGGGGGCGGCAGAUUUUUUUCUUGAUGGAUUUUUUUUUUUGUUGGGUCAAUAGUAUUUUUUUUUUAUUAUUAUUAUUUUUUGCUGUAAGUGUUUAUUGUAAACCGGGUUAUGCACUGUGAAUAGGGUGAGCGAGAGGGGAGUACAGGAGAGUUUUUAAUAUUUGCUUGGGUAAUUUUACCAAAUUUUAAUUUAUUUGACAGGUCAGCGCUAUCAAUUUGCUUCUCUGUUAGGAGAUAGGAAAGGGCCGUGUGCCGCGGAUGAACGCCAAUGGCCUUUCUGUCUGGAGUGUUUAGGAAUGUCUCUGGGUGUAAAGAGUAUAUGGGAUGCCAAGAAUGUUUGACAGGAUGUCCAAAUUCAGAGCCAUUGGAUUUGAGGGAUUUAGGGUUCUCUGGAGGCAGUCUGGAAACGUGAGAAAUGGCACAUGCAGAGGGGAUGCACACACCCUUGUCCUGCAAGUUAGACAUGGAGAGGUUAGGUUUUUUUUUUUUUCUUUUUUUUUUUUGUCUGAAAUGAGUGUACUGUAGUAUAUAAAGAGUUAUUUAUUAUUUUUAUUUUGUUUUUUCUCUUUGUGUCGCAACACACCACUAUCCCAAAGGAUUUGCCAGGGGCCUGAAAGAGCCACAUGCAUCUAUAAAGCCUCAGUGGUGGUGUGCAAGUCCUCAGCACUACACUCAUCAUGUGCGUAAGUUUUAAAACAGUCAGUAAAGGCAGAGCUUCUAGUCUGCGUAGAAAAAUAGUUGCAGAAUAUACAGGUAAUCUUCCUGCCACUUCUUCACUGGCCAGUGCCCUUCAUCCCUUUAUUCUGAAACCAAUCCUUGUUUCAUAUCCAUCUAGCUUGUACGUUUGCCCUGCUUUGCUUCCUCCACUGACAUGUAAAGUUUGGGAGGGAAGAGCCCAUUACUGUGGCUAUGCAUAAUGCAGCAUAGAUUUAGUGCAAUUGCAUCCCCGUCUCUGUGUUUUUGUUUGUUUUUUUUUAUUAUUUUAUUUUUCGGUAAAGCUGGGCUUGAUCCGCUGUGGCCUUUGCUCUUUUUUGUUUUUUGUUUUUUUUUGCAAUUUCCCUGUGGUUUAGACCUCAGGACUUGUUAGUGGUUGAGAGUGUUCAGGGAUUGGCCUGGCAGAGCGCGGGAGGGAGGGUCAACGGGUGACUUCAGGUAGACCGAUAUAUUCACACACUGGUAACCACAACUUGCUACAGUACCUGCGUUGUUCAUGCCCGCACCAUAUUCAGUUUUACUUAGCCACAUACAUGAGUACCUUUUAAAGAUGCGAGGCCCAGAAAAACUGCAGAAUCUUCCACAUUACGCUGUCUAACUAACUGAGGCUUGGGUCUUAAUAAUAAAAUGUAGUUCAAAGACAUUUUGGUACUUGUGUACUAAACGGAUGGAUGGCAUGACAAAGGAAAACAAGUGUUUUGAUGAAUUCUUAAUAUGUUUAUUGGGAUAAAAAAAAUUGAAAUUUACAGAAAUUGGAAUAUUAUAGAAAUACAUAUAUACAAUUGUUUUGACAAAUUCAUAACAUAUUUAUUGGGAUAAAAAAAACAUAUCUAGACAUUUUUCCCCUACCCAUUCUAGUGUUGGGCUCCGUGGGGGAGGUUUCACUGCCAUCCAUUUAGUACACAAGUACCGACAAUUUUUAAUGUAUUUUCACAAAACAGAAAAAAAUAUUGAAAGACACCAAUAAUGAAAUUCUCACAGGUUUUCAUAUCUUCUGUAUUUUGAGGAAAGCAGGGGACAGUUACAGAGUGUUUGCCUAAUUUAGUCUUCAGAUUCCUGCUGUUACCAUUCUUAGUCUCCUGUAUCACAAAAGAAACCUUCAGGACCGUUGAGCUAUCAUCCCCUGUCUGGUGCACAUGAAGCUGUUUAAGUGGAACUAAAAAUAAAUGUUAACAUUUUGUUGAUUUUUUUUAUUUUAAUUGUUUCAACCUUCGUAACACAGAUAAUGCACUAUACUAGUAAAUCAUUUUUAUCUUAGGUGAGCUUAAUGAACUUGACACUUCUGGCUUAACUUUAGUGAACACCUGGGUCAGGGGUCCUCAAUCACAGUC